This is a messenger RNA of Tachysurus vachellii, 3946 nucleotides long. RefSeq names its product ciliary neurotrophic factor (gene cntf). The record is from RefSeq and is a predicted model, not a curated record. Gene Ontology annotation, biological process: negative regulation of neuron apoptotic process; ciliary neurotrophic factor-mediated signaling pathway. NCBI's taxonomy places the organism in Eukaryota, Metazoa, Chordata, Actinopteri, Siluriformes, Bagridae. The transcript is spliced from 3 exons. Gene Ontology annotation, molecular function: ciliary neurotrophic factor receptor binding. Bases 247 to 798 code for a protein of 183 amino acids.
GAGAGAGAGAGAGUGAGAGAGAGAGCGAGAGAGAGAGAGACAGAGGGCGGAGCAGCUGUACACUUUAAAACACACUGUAAUUUAAUGAAUGGACCUGGAAGUUUAGGAAAGUAACUCAGCUGCGUGCGACAGACGAAACAACCAGAAAGAAAUCUUGUUUAAAGAUGGUUUAACUCCUAUAACCACUUAUAAACCUACGUCAUCUGUCGUAAACCUCCCAGAGGGAGUUAGAGUGAGUUUAAUUAAAUGCCUUCAAAGGACAAAACAGUGGCUCUGGCCAAGCUGCUGCACAGAGACUGCACCCAGUUACUGGACUUAUACACUGCCCGUGAAUCUCUCAUGUCUAACUCUGUGUCUGAGUCACAGUUGGUGUCCAUCCCUCCAUUAACAUCUCAACUCUCCCCCUCUGAGAAAAUCUGCUUCCUGCAGGCAGCUCUUCGAAAGUGUCUCCAUCUGCUGGACAAAGCCAUAACCCACGAGGAUGCCAUCUUCCCUGAAAGACCUGAGGAUGAAUACUCAAAACAGAGAAAGACUGUCAGAGAGCGACUGAACUACCUGGUGUCCAGCACAGAGCGCCUCCUGGUGGAGGGAAAGAGGUGUGACGCUGAGGCAAAGGACUUGGUGGAUAGUGGAGUGUUUGCUUUGAAGAAAUGGAUCCUCCAGGUUCUGCAGGAUGUUCUGUACUGGUCCAACAAGACAGCUGAAACUCUCCAGACUCUGCCUGCUCUCAAGGCCAUGAAACCAACGAGAAGAAGAAGAGCAGCAGGAAAGAAGGAGGCACGCAAACUACGCAAAUAAACUUCUACUGUGUGUGUGUGUUUGUGUGUGUGUCUGUCUGUGUGUGUCUGGGUGUGUCUGUGUGUCUGUCUGUGUGUGUCUCUGUGUAUUUCUGUGUGUCUGUGUUUGUGUGUGUAUUUCUGUGUGUCUGUGUGUGUCUGUGUGUGUGUCUGUGUGUGUCUGUAUGUGUCUGUGUGUGUGUCUGUGUGUGUGUGUCUGUGUGUGUUUGUGUGUGUGUUUGUGUGUGUGUCUGUCUGUCUGUGUCUGAGUGUGUCUGUGUGUGUCUGUGUGUCUGUCUGUGUGUGUCUGUGUGUAUUUCUGUAUGUCUGUGUGUGUGUGUUUGUGUGUAUUUCUGUGUGUGUCUGUGUGUGUGUCUGUGUGUGUGUCUGUAUGUGUCUGUGUGUGUGUCUGUGUGUGUGUGUCUGUGUGUGUGUCUGUGUGUGUCUGUGUCCUUGUGUGUGUGUCUGUGUGUGUGUGUGUGUGUGUGUGUGUGUGUGUGUGUGUCUGUGUCCUUGUGUGUGUGUCUGUGUGUGAGAGAGAGAAAAAAAGAGAGAGAUAAAUAAACCACAGCUGAUCCACUUUAGUCCACUUUACUAAGCUAACACACGAGUUCCACCUUUACUGAGCUACAAAACCAAUCACAGUGAACUUUAAGGGAUUUUUACUUUAAAUAUUUUACGCUACUUUGUCUCCCUCUACCGGACAAAUCACGCCAUAACAAUACAAAUAAAGGAGCUUUACAUCUUUUCUCAUUCUGUAGCAUAAACCAGGACGAUAUUGUACAAUUCUUCAAACUUCUAGGGUAUCUGAAAUUUGAUUUCUGUGUUGUAUUGAGUUACUCAACAUGGAUAAUGUGUGUAAAAUAUGGUGUUAUAUCAGUUCAAAUAGCCCUUUCCUGGAUAAUCACUGCAGCUAGUGAGUUUCUCAAUAUCAACUCUUUUAUUCACAUAUUAUAAAGGUGCAGUGACUGUAGAAAUCAGACCGAAUGAUCAACAGACAUCAACAGAAAAAUCUCCUUCCGAUUAGAUUUACACUUUAAUUGCACUUAGCAUUUAAUUCCUGUAACUCACUCAGGAGUUGUGUUCAUAUUAAAAUAAAAACUCCCUAAAAAAGUAUGUUUUUUUUAUCGAAUCAAAACACUGCCCUAACUUUAUUAAAUAAAAAAAAGUUGUUAAGUGUGUUAAGUAAAAUUAAUUUAAUAAAAUACCGCAACUGUGAAGAACGUAAAUAAUUACAUGAUGCACAAAUCAUGCAUUUCAUUAGUUAUUAACUUGUUUGUUUAUUACAUUUCCAAAAUUAUUUCAAUGACAUGGCUUUAAAAUGAUCUGAAAUAAGAAUAAUAAUAAAACGGUUGGCUUGUAAACUCUUGUUAUGAACAAGAAAGUUAAAAGAAAGUUGCCUAAAGUUACAAGUUUAUUCCAGAAAACCUAACAGCUUUUUGAACAUCAGUAUUGUGUUUUUAUUCCCUAAAUAUCAAAAUAUAUGACUUUGUUCAUCAGUGACACCAAAACACUGUUGUACUGAUGAGUAAGGUGACGUAAACCAUCACGAUCUCAUGUUUGUAAGUUUGAUCUAGAGAGCAAGGCGAACUACUAGCGAAAAACUAGCGAACUGUGACGGAGUGAUGUAUAUGUUCUCCUUAAAACAACAUGUUUAUUGACAGCUAAAACGUUUUUAUAAAAUAGCCGUAGAAUAGAACAAAAACACACUGAACUAUUUCAUUCCACAUGAUGAUAAUUAUGUGAUCUUUCAGUGUAUGUAGCUAGAACUUAGAUAGCUUGCUAUUAGAAUCUAAUCUGAGAAUGUAGCAGUGCAAAGCAGAGCCACAAGGGACAACAGUCACAGUCUUUACAUUGCAGCAGGUGACACUUAAAAUCUUUCUGCUCGUCUCUCUCAUUUCUGCUGCUUUUAUUCUUCUGUUUGAGAACCAAAGGUGAAAUUGUGAUACUUUAACAGAUGGGCAAGCAUGUUCUCGUCCUCCUUCUCCUCCUUCUCCUCCUUCUCUUCACCUUUACUGAUGGUUCAUCUGAAUAUACUGAGCAUAUAUCUGAGAGCUUUAUCUAAAAUACUUAUAUAGAGAUGGUUAUAUAAAACAUAAAGACCUUCAUAUGAUGUUAGAAAUCGAGUGUACACUCCUGUGACUACUGAUAUAAUGAUGUCUGAUAUCUUCGCUAAUUUCCUGGUGUUAGAUUUUUCACAGCAUCACUAAUAACUCUAUGAUUCAUCAGUAACCUUACAGAUCACAUUAUAUGUAGACAUUAACUCAAGUAUUAGCCUUUAGCACAAUGUCUUUAUGAUGAUGUAAAUGUAGCUUAUCUGUUAUUGUGGGUCAAAAAGUUUGUUUUUGUGUAUCUUUUUUAUGUACAUUUAAGUAUGCAGACGUGUGUGUAUUUGUGUGUGUGGUGUGUAUGUGUGUGUGCAAGUGUGUAGUGUAUCUGUUUGUCUGUCUAUGUGUGUGUGCAUGUGUGUAAUGUGUGUGUGUGUGUAAGUGUGUAAUGUGUGUGCAUUUGCAAGUGUGUAGUGUGUAAAAUGUGUUUGUAUGUUUGUAUGUGUGUGUAGUGUGUGUAUAGUGUAUGUGUGUAAAUGUGUAGUGUGUGUGUGUAAGUGUGUAGUGUGUGUAUAGUGUAUGUGUGUAAAUGUGUAGUGUGUGUGUGUAAGUGUGUUGUGUGUAUAGUGUAUGUGUGUAAAUGUGUAGUGUGUGUGUGUAAGUGUGUAGUGUAUGUGUCUGUUUGUCUGUCUGUAGAUUUUCUUUGCUGCUAAUUAAACGUUAGCAUGAAUCUGUUCUCGAGCUGCUCAGUAAACACUUUUAUUUCUGUCUGCAGCCUGUUAGAGAAUUUUAACUGAAUAUUGUUUUAAUGCCUGAGUGGUGUGAUAUCUUCAGUUAGUCAUAUAGAGAUUAGCACCAUGAGUGUUUCAUUCCACGUACACCACAACAACUCACCAGGGCUACACGUUUAUUCACUGCAGAAGAUUUUGUAAAAUUUAUUUAGAUUUACAUAUUUAAUGUAGCUGAAAUAUCCUGGACACUGUUAUCACUUCUGUUAUCACUUCUGUUAUCACUUCUGUUAUCACUUCUGUUAUCACUUCUGUUAUCACUUCUGUUAGCAUCGGUGUUACAAAACACUGACACUGGAGUCAAAAUGGUAAAUAAAUGUUUACUUAUAAAAUA